This is a messenger RNA of Olea europaea var. sylvestris, 2544 nucleotides long. Its product is annotated as pentatricopeptide repeat-containing protein At1g10270-like. Lineage: Eukaryota; Viridiplantae; Streptophyta; Magnoliopsida; Lamiales; Oleaceae. Gene Ontology annotation, molecular function: protein binding. Bases 137 to 2155 code for a protein of 672 amino acids. The transcript has a single exon. The record is from RefSeq and is a predicted model, not a curated record. Gene Ontology annotation, cellular component: chloroplast.
UCGGGUGGGGCAGCCAUUCCCACCACUUCCUCAUAGAACCUCGCAUCGUUCUUUUCGUCUCCUCUCUGAAGUAGGGUUUUUGAUCUACAUACGCACAUAUCGUGUCUGUGUUAAAUUUAUAGCUGUACCCACCGCCAUGACUCUCUGUCGCUUCCUCUUACGUUCCCUCCGCCGAUACUCCACCACGAAUCCUUUCCAAACACCCAUUUCCGCCACCACCUCCUCGGCUACCGCCGAGGUCCUUAACCCUAACUUUGAUUCCCAACACACAACUACCAAUGGCUUCCAAUCUCCCAACACUGGCUUUACCACUGCCACCGGACCUCUCAGUCAUAACCUUCCUCCUCCUCCUACUCCUACUCCAUAUCGCCCCUACAGCUUCUCCUCCGCCGAGGAAGCGGCGGCUGAACGUCGCCGACGAAAGCGCCGCCUCCGCAUCGAGCCCCCUCUCUACGCCCUCCGCCCCAAUCCCGCUUCCCACUCAUCUCACAUCAACAACCCUGACAAGCCUCGCCUCCCAGACUCCACCUCUGCUCUUGUCGGGCCCCGUCUUAAUCUCCACAACCGCGUCCAAUCGCUCAUCCGCGCUGGAGACCUCGACUCAGCUUCCUACGUCGCCCGUCAGUCCGUCUUCCAAUCGAUCCGCCCUACAGUCUUUACUUGCAAUGCCAUCAUCGCUGCCAUGUACCGCGCCAAGCGAUACCAGGAUGCCAAAGCCCUCUUUCAGUACUUCUUCAACCAGUUCAAUAUCAUCCCCAAUAUUGUCUCCUACAAUAAUCUGAUUGUCUCCCACUGUGAAUCCAACGAAGUAGAGGACGCCUUGAAGGUUUACAAUCACAUUCUCGAGAACGCUCCCUAUAGCCCUUCGGCAGUCACUUAUCGCCAUCUCACAAAGGGUCUCAUUGAUGCUGGAAGAAUUGAUGACGCAGCGAAUUUGCUCAAAGAAAUGUUACAUAAGGGUCACGGUGCAGAUUCUUUGGUUUUUAAUAAUCUGAUUCUAGGGUUUUUGAAUUUGGGAAAUUUGGAAAAGGCAAAUGAGUUAUUUGAUGAGUUGAAGGGACGGUGCACGGUUUAUGAUGGGGUCGUGAAUGCGACUUUCAUGGAUUGGUUUUUCAAUCAGGGUAAACCAAAGGAGGCAAUGGAAUCCUACAGGGAUUUGAUGGGUAGGAAUUAUAGGAUGGUACCUGCAACUCAGAAUGUGCUUCUGGAGACAUUGUUGAGACACGGUGAAAAGCAAGAAGCUUGGAAAUUGUUCCACGACAUGUUGGAUGAUCACACCCCGCCCACGUUCCAGGCCGUGAAUUCAGACACUAUCAAUAUGAUGGUUAACGAGUGCUUUAAGGAAGGGAAGAUCGCAGAGGCUAUUGACGUGUUCAAGAGGACUGGGAAGGCUGAAAAAUCGAAGCCUUUUAUGAUGGAUGUGGCUGGAUUUAAUAAUAUGAUUACGAGGUUAUGCGAACUUGGGAUGAUGGAGGAAGCAGAGCAGUAUUAUCAGGCUCUGUGCAACAAGUCAUUGGCUCCAGAUGUGAAUACUUACAGGACUCUGAUUGAUGCAUAUAUUAAUGUGGACAAUAUUGAGAAUAUGUUGGAGAAGUAUUCAACAAUGGUUGAGGCUGGUUUGAGGGUUAUUCCAGCUUAUGCAAAUAAGUGGUUCGGGUUCAUGAUUGAGAAGGGUAAGGUUCUUGACUGUGUCUCAAUUUUGUCGAAAAUGUGUGAUAGAGAACCGAGACCUGAUGUUACAACCUACGAUAUAAUAAUCAGGGGGCUCAUUGAGUGUGACAAUUGUGACGCCGCUGCCAAUUUGCUAAGUCAGAUGAUGAACUACAGUGUUGGUACCACUGUUACGCUUAAGGAAUUUGUGUUGGAUGUUUUUACGAAACAAGGGCGACAGGCAGAGAUUGAGAACAUUUUGUAUAGAUCUCGAAGCCCUUUUCCAGCCCACAGACCUUAUACAGGACCAAGAGGUCCCCCAGGGAUAGAAAGGGCACCUCAAAUGCCACAACAGGGAGGAAGACACACUGCAAUGCCGUGGCAGACAGAAUUUUACCCACAUACAGAUAACACAUCUCAAAUGACAAGACAGUCAGCACAUAUACAUCCAAGGUCAGAACAGGAGGCAGAGUUUGGUCGUGUGGCUGGACAAAGUGCGUCUUAGAUUAUGGGUAAAUGAUGAAUGGUUAGCUUUGAAGGAGUUAGUCAUAUCUGGACUACAUGAGGCUUAAAUUAUAGGUACACCAAUAAAUGGUUAGUGUUUUUUGAAUUGUUUCACCUUUUCUUUCUCGGAAUGCAAUUGGAUCAUUAGAAGUUAUAUGUUGUUGUACACUUCGAACAUCAAUUUUUUUACUCUAAAUCGAGGUGAAAAUUUACAUUUUGAGUAUAACAAUGAGAGAAUUUGGAGAGAAGAAAAUGUGAUAUUGGAGUUUUAUCAACAAUUUGUUUGUGUAAGUGUUCGUUGUACAAUGAAAAAAAGAAAAGACUUUUUCUUCUUCCAAGUGGAAAAAUGUACGACUUGCUUCAUUGUGUAUGGUGUUAUUGGAUUGUUUA